AGUAAACAUUCUAGUGCGACAAACAAGGGGAUACAAUUUGGCGGCAAAAACAUGUAUUUAUCAUCCGCAAAAUUAUAACAUUUCCAGCUUUUAUAAUGUCACGAACGAGAGAUCCCUUUCCUUUUCCUAAAACCGAGAACGACUACUCAUUGACUGGGGCAAGGCAAUGUCAGGUAGGCCUAAAUUGCAGCUCUAGCACUGAUUAUAUUUGUGCAUUUUUUUGCCUAAAAUAUUUAAAAACAUGAUUUCCGCUAUUUGAUCAGCCUAUGCAUUCUUCUUUCCAACUGAACAGAAAGAGCCAUUUGAUAAACCAACACACAUAGCUCAAAAUGACGAACCGUGGAGUCGUCUAAAUGACAGGGCUACUCUAGCCAGCAUCAGAAGGAAUGUCCGGUAUCAUGACCGGCAGGUAGGCUAAUAUUAUUACUCUAUAAUAGGCCUAUGUCUACAAUUAGCUUGACACAAAGGGCAACAUGAAAAUAAGUUGUACUAGCCAAAUGCAGAUAGCUAGUACAAUAUAAACAUAUUUGACUUGACUGAUUCAUGCACACAUUUUACAGAAAUUGAAGAAAUGCAGAAUUUACAUCAUAAAGUGACAUACAAACAGAACGAUCAUCUAUCACAUUACUGUACUCUCUCCCAACCAAGGCACCUAAAGACAGCCUAGACUUCCAUCUGAAGUCAACCUAUGACCACCAUCAAGAGUUCCUCAGUAGUAAGAACCAGACCUUAUACCAGAGGGAGACUGUUACUGACGACCAUGGGUGAGUGUGUGAUGGAACCGGGGAAGGGGAUGCUUGCAACUGUGGUGCUGCUGUAGUCGAGAGCUCUGGUCAAAAGUAGUGCACUAUAUAGGGAAUAGGGUGCCAGACAGCAGCUGUGGGAAGAGAAUAACUAAACUAAUGUACAACUUUAACUCUGUAGGAGGACUCUGAAGAACCGUGGAAAACAUGAAGCCCCCCUGUGUGAAACCGAGAAAGAAGUCAAAGUAUGGAUGAACUCACAGAAGUCUUCCAUCUACAGCAUUGAGGGAACAAUAGGUAAGAUGUCAAUAUAAUCCUGAGUACUUGUUCAAUAAAUAAUUGAUUAGUGAAUACUUAGCGAAUAAAGGCAGACAAGAAGAGGAUGAGCAUGACUGAAAUCCAAUCUAUAAUCAGGUAGUCUGUGAAAGGAACAUCUAUCGUAAUCUCAUUUACUUCUUGUGAUUGGUGUAUGAAGAGCUUUUUGACCAUGGCCAUAACUACUGGGACUUCUAAAAUAUUGUUGUCCUAGUUCUGACCUAAUUGUAAAAGCCCUGGUUCUGGCCAGGUAUGAGUGAAAUCAGUUCUCUGCUGGUCUAGGCGGGGCAUUUUCCCUAACAAUGUAUUACUUCUUUUUGUCUCCACAGAAUCUCACCACAAUGCCUCUACUAACAGGGGAUACUCCAGGAAGCACGAUGGGGGAUUCUACUCCACCUAAUAAUCCCCUCACACAACUCACACAGUGAACAAUGAACAUCACUCAACUUUCAGUGAACUACCCCCUACCCUCAUUCAAUUUCCAGUGAACUACCCCCUACAAAAGAUCAUUACUGUAUUACAGUAUUCAAGUCCACUGAAACAUCUUAAAAUAAAAGCAUUCUUUUGACAG
This is a messenger RNA of Coregonus sp. 'balchen', 1629 nucleotides long. Lineage: Eukaryota; Metazoa; Chordata; Actinopteri; Salmoniformes; Salmonidae. The record is from the annotation of a GenBank genome assembly.